Molecule: messenger RNA, 789 nt
Organism: Mesorhabditis spiculigera
Lineage: Eukaryota; Metazoa; Nematoda; Chromadorea; Rhabditida; Rhabditidae
Source: the annotation of a GenBank genome assembly
AUGAACGAGACGCUCUAUAAGCAGCUGUAUGCCCUGACAGCUGCUCUAUUGGGAGAUGCGUUGGCUGCGCGAAGGGGAAACAAUAUAACUACUACCUCGCUGCCUCCAAAACCUUCCUACAAUCCGUUCUACGACGAGACACAUUCCCAGAUGGGCCUCCGCACGAUGGAUGGAAAGACGUGCAUGAGUCUUCCUGCGAACGUUCUCAUCAUGAAUCCAAAUAUUGGCACCAAUGACACGAUCCCGUAUGAUUUUUCUGAAGCCAUGCUGGCAGGCGAUUGUUCGGAAGGGCUUCGUGGAAAUGUCUUCCUCGUCGCCACCAUCCGUCAUAACAACAGAACAAAAACGCUACGCUUCUCCUUCCAUGUGAAAAACGUAUGGGUGAAGCAGUACGAGGAACUCCGCUGGCAGCUCUCGUCUGUGGAAUAUGGAGAAAGCUAUGGGAAGGAAAAGAUUUCCUUCCAAGGCACCUCAUCGAAUAUUGCCGCACCCCUCAAUCAACGAUUUGUUUGUCGGGAUAAGCUAAACGUGACGCUAUCGAGCAAGGGAUAUAUGGAUGUCGUCCUCAUCUUUCCACCCGAUUUCCAGGCCGAGCCGUAUGGGCCAAAGAGCAACUUAUUCAUCUGCGAGCGUACCCGCCGUCGCAGCCUUCGCGAAAGUCUCGAGACGAAAACCACCGUCUUCUCAGGUGUCAUUCUGGCCCUGUCCUCGAUCGCGAUGAUCGCUACUCAUUCGGUUCGUCGCCACAUGAUGCCAGAACGAAAGGAGCAGUAUUUGACGAUUGCAGAG